AUGAAGAAAAUAAAACUUGAUAUUUUCAAUAAUAUAGAAGAUAUAAAAGAUUCAAAAGAUAUAAAUAAUAUAGAUGAAGAAAUGGAAGAUAUAGAUGAUGCAAUUAGUAUAGAUAAUAAUGAUAUAGAUAAUACAGAUAAUGUAAAAAAUAUGGAAGGUGUAGAAAAUGAGGCCACUAAUAUUGCUACAAAUAAUAAUAGACUUAUUAAAAAAUUACCUGUAUGGGAUUACUUUGAUGAAGAAAAUGUUAAAGGCAAAAUUGUUGCAAAAAUAUGUAAAAAAUACAGACAAAGAUAUA
This is a messenger RNA of Racocetra fulgida, 298 nucleotides long. Lineage: Eukaryota; Fungi; Glomeromycota; Glomeromycetes; Diversisporales; Gigasporaceae. The record is from the annotation of a GenBank genome assembly.